AUGGAGCCGAAUUUCCCGUUCGAGAUCGCCGAGGCGACGAGCAGCCACGAGGCUGAGAUUAUCGACUUUUUGCUCAGUGAUCUUAUCCAUAAAGGUGUCACCUCAAAGCAAAGUCUAGUGAUUCGAGAUGCGAAUGGAAAACUAAUCGCCACACAAAUCGCCUCAAUUCUUGAAAGACAAGCAAACGAUCAAGAGAACAACAAUUCCCAAGACCAAAUCAAGCUCGAGGGUGAGAUUCGAAAAAUCGCUGGCCUUUUGGAGAAGCUGGAUGAACAGAUUUGGACUACAGUACCCUUGGAAGUGACUCGUCUCUUUUACAUCAUGAUCAUCUCAGUGUCAUCGCAUUUUGGAAGAAGGGGAAUCGCGAAUCGUUUGAUGGCCAACGCCGUACAACAGGCGCAAAACACUGGAUGCCAUGGGAUUUUAGCCGAAGCCACUGCUUACAAUUCACAAAAGCUCUUUGAGAAGUGCGGCUUCACUGUGCUCUACGAGGUGAAACACAGCGAUUACUUGGAUGAAACGGGGAAAAGGAUAAUCCAUUGCCGAGAUCAAACCGACUCUGCGCAACUUGUCUUCAAAAAAGUU
This is a messenger RNA of Mesorhabditis belari, 585 nucleotides long. The record is from the annotation of a GenBank genome assembly. NCBI's taxonomy places the organism in Eukaryota, Metazoa, Nematoda, Chromadorea, Rhabditida, Rhabditidae.